AUGAAAACCACCCCCAACCUCGCCCUCGCUCUAACCCUCCUCGCCGGCGCCCUCAGCGCGCCCGCGCCCGCCCCCUCGCGCAAACUCACGACCCGGGAUCUCGCGUACCCCGAUAACUCCAACGCCAACGCAGGGACUCUGACCGCACGCGCCGUGAGCAUUGGCAGCGAGACCUCAGGCUCAGUCUCUGGUUCUGCUUCGCUGAGCGUUGGUGGGAGCGCUAGUCUCUCUGGUGGCGGGUCAGCUGGUCUGGCUGCUGCUGGUGGCGCGGAGGGGAGCGGAAGUGGAAGCGCUUCUGGAUCUGGAUCUGCGGGCGCGUCUGCUAGUGGUGAUGCUGAGGGAUCUGGGAGUGCUAGUGGUGGUGUCAGCGGCUCUGCUGAAGGUUCCCUGAGCGGCUCUGCUGGCCUUGGUGGUUCUGCUGGAGGUUCCGCUGGUCUCUCUGGCGGUGCUGAAGGUUCGGCUGAAGGAUCUGCUGGACUUGGUGCCUCGGGCACAGUUGGAGGAUCAGGAAGUGCAACAGGCUCCUUGGGUGGAGAGGCCAGCGGCUCAGCUGGUAUCAGUGGAUCUGGAAGUAUCGGCGGUUCAGCAGGUGUCUCUGGCGGUGCUGAGGGUUCAGCCGAGGGAUCUGCUGGACUUGGUGCCUCGGGCACAGUUGGAGGAUCAGGCAGCGCAACGGGAUCCUUGACUGGCUCUGCUAGCGGCUCAGCAGGGAUUGGUGGAUCUGGCUCUGUUGGUGGUUCUGCUGGGAUCGGCGGAUCUGCUGGCGCAUCUGGAGGUAUCGGUGGUGUAGCCGAAGGAUCCGGAUCCGCUGGCCUCGGUGCAUCAGGCACAAUUGGAGGAUCAGGCAGUGCCACCGGAUCUCUUGGCGGCGCUGCUAGUGGUGCUGCUGGCAUCGGAGGAUCUGCCGGUGGUGGGGGUGAAGCAGGCGCCUCUGGCAGUGCUGGAGGUUCAGUGGAAGGAUCAGGAUCCGCUGGACUCGGUGCCUCGGGGUCCUUGAGUGGCGGUGCAUCUGGAGGCAUCGGAGGUUCCGCAUCAGGCUCUGCUGGCCUGGGAGCAUCCGGUACAGCGACUGGUGGCGCCGGCGCUGAAGCAUCCGGUGGUGUCGGCGGCUCCGCUGGCCUCGGCGCAUCUGGAGGCGCUACUGGCUCUGUCUCCGGUAGCAUUGGAGGAUCAGGAGGCAUUGCAGGAGGCAUUGGCGGAUCGAUUGGAGGAUCUGCUGGCCUCGGUGCAUCUGGAACUGCGACAGGUUCCGCUGGCGCCGAAGCUUCUGGUAGUGCCGAAGGUGGUAUUGGUGGCCACGCAGGCCUUGGUGGUUCUGCUGGCAUUGGUGGAUCAGGCAGCAUUGGAGGCUCCGCGUCCGGCGGUAUUGGAGGAUCCGCCGGACUCGGUGCGUCUGGAACUGCAACUGGCUCCACUGGCGCCGAAGCCUCUGGCAGUGCAGCCGGUAGCCUUGGUGGUCACGCAGGCCUUGGAGGAUCAGGAAGUAUUGAGGGCUCCAUUGGAGGAUCCGCUGGUCUCGCAGGCCAAGCAGGACUUGGAGCAUCCGGAAGUGCAACUGGUUCCGCUAGUGCUGAAGCCUCUGGUGCUGCUGCGGGCGGUAUUGGUGGUCAUGCAGGUCUUGGUGGUUCUGCUAGCUUGGGCGGUUCUGGAAGCGUUGGAGGUUCUGCCGGAGGCUCAGCUGGCCUAGGUGCCUCCGGUGGCCUUGAGGCCUCCGGUACUUUAGGCGGAUCAGCAGGCGUUGGAGGAUCUGGAUCCGCUACGGGAGCAGCUGGCGCCGCUGCCUCUGGAACUGCAGCGGGUGGACUUGGUGGAUCAGGAAGCGUUGGCGGUUCAGCUGGACUUGGUGCCUCCGGUGGCCUUGAAGCCUCUGGAAGCUUGGGAGGUUCUGCAGGUGUUGAAGGCUCUGGAUCGGCUACCGGAGCCGCUGGCGCUGCUGCUUCUGGAGGUGCCGCCGGUGGUCUUGAAGGGUCUGCUGGAGGUUCAGCCGGACUGGGUGCCUCUGGCGGCCUUGAGGCCUCGGGUAGCUUAGGAGGAUCCGCUGGCAUUGGAGGUUCUGGAUCUGCUACUGGAGCGGCUGGCGCGGAGGCCUCUGGAAGCGCCGCUGGCCACGCUGGCCUGGGCGGCUCUGCUAGUCUUGGUGGAUCGGGAAGUGUUGGAGGAUCCGCUGGAGGCUCUGCCGGCCUCGGCGCCUCUGGAAGCCUUGGGGGCUCCGCCGGCAUUGGAGGAUCUGGAUCUGCUACGGGAGCUGCUGGCGCGGAAGCCUCGGGAGCCGCUGCUGGUCACGCUGGCCUUGGGGGCUCCGCCAGCCUUGGAGGAUCAGGAAGUAUUGGAGGAUCAGCUGGUAUUGGCGGGUCCGGAUCAGCCACCGGAGCUGCCGGUGCCGCCGCUUCAGGUAGUGCCGCAGGUCAAGCCGGCCUCGGCGGUUCCGCGGGUCUUGGUGGAUCAGCGACUCUUGGUGGAUCAGCUGGUAUUGGAGGCUCUGGGUCUGCUACCGGUGCCGCUGGCGCCGAAGCGUCUGGGAUGGCCGGUGGCUCUGGUAGCAUCGGAGGCCACGCUGGACUCGGUGGCUCGCUAGGCGGAUCCGCAGGCCUCAGCGGCUCUGGCAGUAUCGGUGGCUCGGCUGGCAUUGGAGGUUCUGGAUCUGCUACCGGUGCCGCUGGCGCUCAAGCCUCGGGAGCGGUUGGAGGAUCUGGUAGUGCCGGAGGUCACGCUGGUCUUGGUGGUUCUGCCUCCCUGGGCGGAUCAGCAGGUGUCAGCGGUUCUGGAAGUGUCGGCGGCUCGGCUGGCGUUGGAGGAUCCGGGUCUGCCACAGGCGCCGCUGGUGCUCAAGCCUCAGGAGCAGUUGGGGGAUCGGGUGGUGUUGGAGGCCACGCUGGUCUUGGUGGCUCCGCUUCUCUCGGAGGAUCAGCAGGCCUAGGAGCCUCUGGAACAGGUGCCGCUGGCGCUCAGGCAUCUGGAGCCGUCGGGGGAUCUGGCAGCGUUGGUGGAUCAGGCAGCAUUGGUGGCUCCGCGUCACUUGGGGGGUCGGCAGGCCUAGGAGCCUCUGGAACAGGUGCCGCUGGCGCUCAGGCGUCUGGAGCGGUCGGAGGAUCUGGUAGCGUUGGUGGAUCAGGAAGCAUCGGAGGAUCAGCUGGCGUUUCAGGAUCUGGUGGUGCUGAAGGCUCCGGUGGUGUCGGCGGAACCGCUACCGUUGGUGGCUCAGCUGGGCUGGGAGGAUCAGGCACCGGCUCUGCUGGUGCCGCUGCAUCUGGCAGCGUUGGCGGAUCUGGCGGUGCUGGAGUUGGAGUUUCUGCAACCCACGCCGGAGCUGCUGGAGCUGCUGCAUCCGGCAGUGCAGUUGGGUCCUCUGGUGCUGGAGGCUCUGGCAGUCUGGGAGGUUCUGGCAGUAUCGGGGAGUCUGGAACCAUUGGAGGUUCUGGAAGCGUUGCUGGCUCUGGAAGUGUUGGUGGUUCCGGGGACAUUGGCGCUGGAGCUUCUGGCACUUCUACUGGCGCUGCCGGUGCGGCUGCCUCUGGGAGCGCUACAGGGGCUGCUGGCGCUGGAGCAACUGGAAGUGUUGGUGGUAGCGGUGGCGCUGGGGUAUCUGGGAGUGCCGGAGGCUCAGCUGGUCUGAGUGGCUCUGGCAGCAUUGGAGGAUCCGGUGAUGUUGAGGGAUCUGGAAGUGCUGGAGGCUCUGGUGGUGCUGGGGUUGGCGUUGAUGCCACGAGCACCGGGCCUGACGCUUCUGCGUCUGGUACAGCCACCGGAUCGACUGGAGCCGAAGCCUCUGGAGCUGUUGGAGGAUCUGCAGGUGGCAGUGCUGAAGGUUCGGCUGGUAUUGGUGGCUCUGGCAGUGUUGAAGGUUCUGGAAGCGCAGACACUGAGGCUUCCGGCAGUGCUGAAGGCUCUGCUAGUGGAUCGGCUGACGCUGAAGGCUCCGGAAGUGCUGAAGCUUCUGGCAACACUGAGGGCUCUGGCAGCGCCACUGGAUCUGGAAGCACCGGUGCGUCCGGGUCUGGAAGUGCCUCUGGAUCCGCCAGCAUCGGAGGAUCUGGCAGUGCAUCUGCCUCUGGUGAAGGCUCCGACAACGCCUCAGGAACCUCGACCUCGAACCACGGCAUCGACAUCUCCAACAUCAUUACCUGGGCCUCCGGAACGCCUACCACCUUCAGCACCUCGUUCGCCACUUCCUUCUCGACGACGUUCAGCAGCGCCGCGGAUGCUACGGUUGUGGCCAAUGCCCAGGCUUCGGCUACCGGUGGAUACGACUGGUACUCGCUGCUCGGAUUCUAA
Messenger RNA from Aspergillus mulundensis, 4272 nucleotides. RefSeq lists its product as uncharacterized. Bases 1 to 4272 code for a protein of 1423 amino acids. The transcript has a single exon. The record is from RefSeq and is a predicted model, not a curated record. Lineage: Eukaryota; Fungi; Ascomycota; Eurotiomycetes; Eurotiales; Aspergillaceae.